This is a messenger RNA of Aureobasidium uvarum, 993 nucleotides long. NCBI's taxonomy places the organism in Eukaryota, Fungi, Ascomycota, Dothideomycetes, Dothideales, Saccotheciaceae. The record is from the annotation of a GenBank genome assembly.
AUGGGAGAAGGUCUGCUCAAAGGCUUUCCCGAAGCAGCUCCGACAAAACCAUCAAAGGAGUUGAUAUAUGCAGAUGUCGCAGUAACAGCCACAGCAAAAGAAUUUGCAGGAAUCUACCGUGGCAAACAAUACCACGAACCAGAUGUUGCCCAUGUGCUCGAACGUGCCGCAGACGCCGGUGUCAAGAAAAUUCUCCUCACAGGCAUGUCAGCUUCGGACAUCGUAUUCAAUGCACAGGUAGCACGUUCACAACCCUCGCAAUGCAGCAUCACCGUCGGCGUACACCCCUACCACGCCUCCGAACCCUACGAAAACGGCAGCGAUGGCGAGGAAUACCUCACCGCCAUGGCAAACAAAACAAACGAACUACUGCACUCUUCACCAGCACUGGUGGCUGCAUACGGAGAACUAGGGCUGGAUUACGAUCACCUCUCCCUCGCAGACAAAGAAACCCAAUUGCGUUGUUUUCACGACCAGUUGGAUCUUUUUCUAGCCCAGGAGUGGCAAUUACCGUUAUUCCUGCACUGCCGCGCCGCUUUUGACGAUUUUGUGGCCGUGAUGGAAAAGUACAUUGAUAGAUUACCUCGGAGGGGGCUGGUACACUCGUUCGUAGGCACAGAGGCACAGAUGCAGAAACUUGUGGCUAUGGGCUUGGAUGUCAGUGUCAAUGGGUUCAGCUUCAAGGACCUUGAGUCCCUGGAAAUGGUGGCGGCAGUGCCUUUACACGCACUACAACUCGAGACGGAUGCGCCGUGGGGAAAUAUUCAAACGAGCUCGGAGGUGGCGACGAGGUACUUGGCGAACGCACCUUCGCUGCCGGCGAGCAAGAAGAAGGAUAAGUUUGCCAUGGGGAGUAUGGUCAAGGAGAGGAAUGAGAGUUGCUGUAUGAGGCAAGUCGCAUUCAUUGUUGCUGGGCUCAAAGGCAUUAGUGUGGAGGAAGUGGCAUCAGCAGCGUGGAAGAACAGUGUAAAGAUGUUCUGGGCAGAGACGAUG